This is a messenger RNA of Punica granatum (pomegranate), 2533 nucleotides long. The record is from RefSeq and is a predicted model, not a curated record. NCBI's taxonomy places the organism in Eukaryota, Viridiplantae, Streptophyta, Magnoliopsida, Myrtales, Lythraceae.
UCUAUAUAUGUUGUGUUUCAAAGAUCCUGGGUUUCGCAUACCAUUUACGCGGAAAAUAUUUCAACUGUCCCAAUUCCUUACAGGAACGAACUUCCCUGACCAGUGUUCUAAGCCACUGGAAAUUAUCGCAAAAUGACCAUCGAUCUGAUCCCAGAAAGUGUGAAAAAGUUUUGGAACGAGUGGAUCAUCCAAAGCUUCCUCAUCUUGAGCUUCUCACUUCAGAUGUUUCUAGUAAUUUUUGCUCCGUUUCGGAAGAAAACCUCAAAUAAGUGGAUCUCCUUCCUAAUCUGGUCGGGUUAUUUACUUGCAGAAUGGGCCGCUACAUUUGCAAUUGGACUCAUUUUCAGAAGUCAAGGCGAUAAUGAUUCUGCUUUUGCUGAUGCUGGGAGUCUUAUGGCAUUCUGGUCUUCUUUUCUGCUGUUACACCUCGGAGGUCCCGACACUAUCACCGCGUUUGCACUCGCAGAUAAUGUUCUGUGGGUCAGGCACUUGCUUGGACUUGUAGUCCAUCUCUCUGCUGCUGUCUAUGUCUUCCUUUGCGCCCUCCCGAAGGACAAGCUAAUGGUGCCAACCAUCCUCAUGCUUAUUGCCGGUGUUAUCAAGUAUCUGGAGAGGGUAAGAGCCCUCUUUCUGGCAAGCCUGGAUAAACUUCAAGAAUCUGAUGAACCUCGGCAACAUCGUACACUUCGGUCUCAGAUCGCAUUAUCUACUAAGCGCGUUCCUCUUGAGGAGGAGAAGUUGAUAUGGACUUCGUAUAACUACUUUAAGGUCUUUCAGGGGCUCAUCGUCGAUCUGUACUUGGCCUGGUCUAAGAGGAGGCAGAGCAGAAAGUUUUUCCGAUCCACAACUGCAGAAUAUGCACUAAGAGUAAUAUUAACGGAGCUAAACUUCAUGUAUGAAGUGUUGUACACCAAAGUCGUUGUGGUACGUUCUAAGCUUGGUUAUUUACUUAGGGCCAUAUCCUUCAGUAUCGUCAUUUGUGCUCUUGCACUCUUUGUUCGUGUGGAAAAGCAUAGAUUCCAUCAUGUUGAUGUGCUAGUUACAUACAUCUUGCUCUUUGGGGCUGCUGCUCUUGAGGUAACGUCUCUGUUAAUGUUGAUCUUCUCCGAGUGGACCCUUGUUAGUAUCCUAAAGAGGAUAGAGCACAGAAACAUGAUAAAGGAAAGAAAGAGCGAUUCAGUUCUCGACCACUACUUUAGUCGACUUGACCACUACUUUAGCCGAAUCCUUAGUUGUGUCCUUAGCCUGAAAAAGCCAACCUGGUCGAAACAUGGCAUUGGCCCUGAUGAUGUCAAGUACGAGUUUGGUACACGGGUGGUGUUUCGACGUUGGUCUGAAUCCAUCUCGGGUUGCAAUCUCAUCAGCUACUCGAUGAGUCAACGUCCUGCAAGGAAAAUUCGCAAGUCAUGUUGGGGAUGCUCCAGCCUCUUUACUGUUCCCCUUCCCCGCCGGCUUCUCUUUUGUUUCCCGAAGGUUAAAUUCGAUUGCUGGAUUUUUAUUGGGAAAUGCAUUCAGUGCCUGGGUCUAGGACAUAUCCUUGAUAAAAUGGCAUAUGCUUCGGAGAACCCCUUUGACAAGGAGUUGUGGGAUUUCAUAUUCAGCGAGCUGAAACGGAAAUCCUCGUUUGUACACCAGCCAGAGCAAAUCAGGAUCAUAUCUGACGCUAGAGGUUGUUGGGUCCUUGAUCGUGAAUCAGAAGAUUGCAGCAGUAAACUAAAACCUUAUGUCCAGAAUUUUGAGUUUGGCAAGUCUCUGCUUGCGUGGCAUGUCGCCACCGAGCUCUUCUAUAAUACGGAUUCUUCUAAUGAUGGAAGCAGCAGCAGCAGCUCCGCAUCCGCUGGACUCAACAAGCAGCGCGAAUUUAGCAAGGCCCUGUCGGAUUACAUGCUGUACCUUAUGUUGAUGCAGCCUACCAUGACGUCUGCUGUAAGGGGAAAUUUCUCGAGAAUGUUCGACGAAACCGUGGCAGACGCCAAGAAAGGGCGACCGCCAAAAGGGGAACGGGAAAGCCAAAGACCCUACGAAAGUUACCUAACAGUGAUCGAUAAAGACCCGACAGAAGUUGAACGGGAAAGCAAAAGAUUACUCGAGGAUUCUCCACUAGUGGAGGUAUAUGAGAAUAAGGCCGUAUCUGCGCUGUGGGAUGCGCAGCAGUUGGCCAGAGAGCUGAAGAAGCUGGUGAGGGAGGACAGGUGGAGGAUAAUGAGUCGGGUUUGGGUGGAAAUGAUGUCGUAUGCAGCGAUCCAUUGCAGAGCGGCUGCUCAUGCCCAGGCGCUGAGUAAAGGCGGGGAGCUUCUAUCUUUGGUCUGGAUGUUGCUGGCUCAUUUGGGCAUCGGAGAGCGAUUUGAACCAUCGGAAUAUUAUGAUUAUUAUGAUUCAUUUUUUAUUGUGUGAACUCAACGCUCUUUUUAUUGAUAUAUGUUUGUAUGUAUUCAGCAAAUAAAAUAAAUUUAAAUAUAUAUUUUAAUGAUUUGUAAUUUCGUAAUAAUGCUAUAACAUUGCAAAUAAAAGCGGGAUUGAUUGAUUUAUUGAU